Messenger RNA from Cladophialophora psammophila CBS 110553, 921 nucleotides. RefSeq lists its product as uncharacterized. The record is from RefSeq and is a predicted model, not a curated record. Bases 1 to 921 code for a protein of 306 amino acids. NCBI's taxonomy places the organism in Eukaryota, Fungi, Ascomycota, Eurotiomycetes, Chaetothyriales, Herpotrichiellaceae. The transcript has 3 exons.
AUGCCGCCGCCGCUGCCGCUGCCACCGCCGGUGGUCAAUGGGACUCUUCGUGGCUGGCCUGGUCCUUCUGUAGGAGAAGGAGUUGGUGGCGUUAUUGAUCUCGCCGAUGGCGGUGCCGCCGCGUCGCUGCCUUCGAAGACCGGCCUCCCCUAUAGACUUUCGGACCAUCGCAAGAAUUGGGCCAUUUGGUUCGCCUGCUUCUGCUUCGACGGCUGUGUGCUUCCCAUCAUCCUGUUCUACGCUCUUUGGUUCUCGCGCGGCUAUCGGCUACUGAUCAAGCGCGAUCCAAAGUACAGACCGAUCAACGGGGGUCGGUGGUGGUUUGACUGCUCGUAUUACGUCCUGUCGGUGGCGCUGGGUAUCGUCAUCGUCGAGCUCGUCGCCGCGACGGCGACAAAGGACGUCAAAGUAAAAGUCAUCGCCAUGGCGCCGCCGUCCGUCCUGUACACCGUAGCCGGCUACACGCUGCUGCAGAACGCGGCGCACUGCCUGCGCAUCCGGGCGCCCGUCACCCUCUCGUCCAUCAAGCGUGGCUCCCUGACGCCGCCCCCGCUCUUCACCGUCAUAGAGGACGUCUUCGCCGUCGACGGCUGCCAUCUGGGCUUACCGGCCCGGCACGCAAUGCUCGCCACGUACAAUGCCAGCGCGAGAUUUCGCAGUACGCUGAUGUGGUGGUCAUGGGCUUGGUGCCUUGCCUGCCUGGCCGUCGCGGCCGGCUUAUCUAUCGUGGUAGGGCUCACGGAGGGAACAACCGGCUUCGGAAUCACUUACGGCGUCUCUUUCCCAUUCAUCGUGUUCAUGUCCGUCGUCACCGCAUUCUGGAUGGAAGCCGAAGACGCACGAGGUGCCUUCGCGGCGCCCGUGGGCCAAGGAAAGGCCCUGCGGAGUGUCUUUUCUGGCGCAAACGGCAGAGCUGUAUAA